AUGACCUCUAAAAAUGCGACCAGCUAUAAGCAGAUGAAGGAGGACUUCGUGUCCGGCCUAUCGGGCGGCUCAGUUACUGAGAUAAACUACGUAACUAUGAUAGCACCUAUCGCCUUUGUCUUGUGGUCCAUCCUACAGUCUCGCCAGUCUUUCUUUAAGCCCUACAAGCCUUUGAGCUUCGUAGUCGAUUUCCUCCUGAACGUAGUGGCUAUACUGCUGGCCAUAACGCUCUACGCGGAUAAACCGUUGCUCCUAUCCGGUUUGCUCCUUGUCCCCGCGAUAUUCGUUUACGCGCUGCCCCCGAAUCCCGCCGUGUCGAAAAAGAAGCCUAAACUACCUCCGAAUGCGCAAACGCAGAAAUCGCAGGGUGCAUUAAGCGCCCUCUCCGUCAAACCGUUCUUAACUACCUACCGUGGAUCUAUGAUGAUCAUUACCUGCCUAGCUAUUCUAGCGGUAGAUUUCAGGAUAUUUCCUCGAAGAUUCGCAAAGGUCGAGACGUGGGGUACCUCGUUAAUGGAUGUUGGUGUAGGCUCCUUUGUCUUCUCGGCGGGCAUUGUUGCCGCGCGCCCGGUCCUCAAAGAGAGAGCCGAGGGUAAGGCAACGCCUUUGCUCCAGAGGCUUCGAUACGCCAUGAGACAUUCCUUUCCUCUCCUAUUUCUCGGCGUCAUUCGUCUCAUAAGCGUCAAGGGCCUCGACUACGCUGAACAUGUGACCGAAUAUGGUGUACAUUGGAACUUCUUCUUCACCCUAGGCUUUCUCCCUCCGUUUGUUGCCCUUUUCCAGUCGGCAUUAACGAUAAUCCCGUCCUAUUCGGCCCUCGCUAUCUUACUCGGGGUCAUCUAUCAGGCCGUGCUAGAGACCACCAAUCUAAAAGCGUUCGUCCUUAUCGCACCGCGGACAGAUAUAAUCUCCAUGAAUAAAGAAGGUAUAUGUAGUUUCUUCGGGUAUCUUGCAAUCUUUUUGGCCGGUCAAGCUACCGGCAUGUAUGUCCUGCCGAGGAGUAUCGUCCCAUGCAGCGGAACGAGUAACAGCACCCAACGAACUACGCUCCUCCUGACUAUGGCCGCGUGGACGUCUAUCUGGACCGUCUUGUAUUUCUUCACAACGAGUUUCAACUAUGGCGCGGGAUUGGAUGUGUCUCGACGAUUAGCUAAUCUACCCUAUAUCUUAUGGAUCACAGCGUUUAAUUCGUCUCAGCUAUUAGCGUGCUGCGCUAUAGAAAGCGUUUUCUUCCCGUCAUUCUACAAUGCCACUGACGCCAAGACGGAGAAGGAGGCAUACGAGACAGCUACGAGUAGGGUGCUACGAGCGUAUAAUAGGAAUGGGUUGGCAAUCUUCUUGGUCGCGAAUCUACUAACAGGAUUGGUUAAUAUGACAGUGCCUACUUUGGACGUUGGGCCGAGUGUCACUAUGGGUAUAUUAGUAGGGUAUGCAGCGGUCCUGACGACAGUUGCAGUUGCGCUUGACGCUUGGAAUAUCUCCAUUAAGCUAUGA
Daldinia caldariorum is the source of this 1494-nucleotide messenger RNA. RefSeq names its product GPI-anchored wall transfer protein 1. Gene Ontology annotation, cellular component: membrane; endoplasmic reticulum. The record is from RefSeq and is a predicted model, not a curated record. Lineage: Eukaryota; Fungi; Ascomycota; Sordariomycetes; Xylariales; Hypoxylaceae. Gene Ontology annotation, biological process: GPI anchor biosynthetic process; protein localization to plasma membrane. Gene Ontology annotation, molecular function: glucosaminyl-phosphatidylinositol O-acyltransferase activity. The transcript is spliced from 2 exons. The coding region runs from base 1 to 1494 and encodes 497 amino acids.